Molecule: messenger RNA, 552 nt
Organism: Eutrema salsugineum
Lineage: Eukaryota; Viridiplantae; Streptophyta; Magnoliopsida; Brassicales; Brassicaceae
Exons: 3
Coding region: 16-552 (178 amino acids)
Source: RefSeq, a predicted model, not a curated record
ACAAAAAAAGAAGCAAUGUCUUAUUCUUCCCUCAAAUUGCCAAUCUUUCUCAUUCUCUCCUCUCUUCUCCAAGCCGCUUUAGGGGAAGAAAUUGUUUGCGAGAAUCUGCCCACGAAUAUCUGCGCGUUCUCAAUAUCGGCUUCCGGGAAAAGAUGUUUAUUGGAGACAGCUAACGUCGCCGGAGAAUACAUUUGCCGGACUUCGGCGGUGGAGGUGGAAGGGAUUGUAAACCACGUGGAGAGCGAUGCUUGUGUAUCCGCUUGUGGAGUUGAUCGGAAAACCGUAGGGUUCUUGUCGGACACAAUGAUGGAGGCAGGAUUCGCCGCUAAGCUUUGCUCGCCGGCUUGUUUGGACUAUUGCCCGAACAUUGUUGAUAUCGCCGGUGGAGGUGCAUUUUUACCUGCUCUGUGCGAUGCUCAACGGAUAAAUCCCCACCGUUCAAUGCUGGAAGCCGACGUCAGCGCCGGCCCUGACUCCGAUGCCUCACCCCCUGACGAAGCUCCGGGUCCUGAUGAAGCUCCGGGUCCUGAUGAAGCUCCGGGUCCUAUGUAA